GCGCGCGCUUGUGAAUGUGCGGGAGCGCGCCUGUAGGAUCUGCAUGGAGAGAAGCGGCAGCGGCGCGGUGACGGUCACGUGACGGAGUUUGCUGCUGGCUGAGUGAAGCGUGUUAGCAGAUUUUUCUGUUUUGUACAUACAUUGUUUUGUAUAUACUGUAUAUGAUGACCUCGGUGGGCGUCGAACGAGCCCGGGGCACUCGGGACAAAACGCUGCCCACUACCACACAGACCACACAACCACAGAAACAGCUUCAGGCUACAGCCGAACAGAUUCGUCUGGCCCAGAUGAUCUAUGACAAGAAUGAUGCAGAUUUUGAGGAUAAAGUGAAACAGCUCAUGGAGGUUACAGGAAAGAACCAAGACGAUUGCAUGGUUGCUCUUCACGACUGCAACGAGGAUGUCAACAGAGCCAUCAACUUCCUGCUUGAGGGAACUUCUGAUGCGACUUCUUGGGAAACCGUGGGGAAAAAGAAAAGUCUUGGAAAGGAUGCCACCUCCACAGAUGGUAAGGAAAACAAGGAGAACCGGGAGAAGAAAGAGAGGGAAAGCAGCAAGGGUCGUGGAGGAGCGAGUCGUCGUGGCAGAGGGACCAGUCGCAACCGGCCAGCGAGGACUGAGGAGAAUGGUGUGGACCCUGCUCCUGUUGAGAGAGGUGCUGACCGUGGCCGCAGGGGAAGAGGAAGAGUGUCUGGAGGUAGAGGCAGAGGUCGGGCUCCGAUUACCAGCAGGUUUACAGCACAAGGGAUGGGAACCUUUAACCCUGCAGACUACACCACAGAUAGCAGGACAUCAAAUUCACACACCGAUGUCUGGGAGACGGGGGCCAAUGACACUGCAGAUGGGACAGUGGCAUGGCAGAACACUUUGGACGAGUGGGCAGCUGAAGACUGGAGUGAAGAUCUCUCUGAGACCAAAGUGUUCACUUCCUCUUGUGCACCUCCACCCGAGAACCACAUCACACCUGGCCAAAGCCUGGAUCUAUCGACUCUGCUGCAGAAGCCUGUGGAUCGUGAGGAGGUGGGAGGUCUGAAGGCCGUGGGCUCCUCUCAGGGGCUUGGCCACAGUCUGGUCUUCACCAACUCCCACCACCAGCCUGCUCGAAACGGAGGCACAUCUGCUGGUUCCAACAGCUACACACACGCCACCCUGUCCUCUGUUUUGGGUUCUGGUUUUGGAGAGCUGGGUGGUCCAAAACUCGGGCAGACGGCCGGGCAGCAAAUACUGGAACAGCUGAAGGGGCCUGGUCUUGGGCAGCUUACCUCCCAGCCCUCCAGCACAGGGACCAACUGCACCCCUGUAGGGGGGCUGGUGGGGACGGGGAUAUCUGUCCCCUCCUCCUCCUCCUGGGACAUCAAACCUCCUGGAACACAAAGCUCCGCUUCACUCCCUUCUCAAUUCAGUCGGGAGUUUCAGAUGCAGCCAGAGCCAUCUUUGGUGCUAAGCCAACUCGCUCAGCGACAGCAGGGCUCCCUGACCCACACGGGGCCUCUAACCAGGCAGCCCAGUCCUCCCCCACUGAGUACCCCUUCGCCCGCCCCGGGCACACUGGAAGCCUUUCCGAAAGCGCCAGAACCUUCUCAGCACCGUGACGGACCCUCCAUGGCCCCCUCACAGGCAGCCGAAUCUCAGGGCAGCAGCACACAGCAGCGGCAGAUAAAGACUCAAAAGCGAAGGAUACCUCCCACUUCAAAGAUCCCUGCAUCUGCUGUAGAGAUGCCAGGCUCAGCAGAUGUGUCCGGUCUAAAUGUGCAGUUUGGUGCCCUGGACUUUGGUUCAGAAUCUGCCCUGCCGGACUUCGGCCAGUCGGAGAACUGCAACAGUGAACCCUUAAGGGAGGCUGCGGUGGUUCCUCAGUCACAGAGCAGCCUUUACUCUAAACCAAUCAGUGAAUCUCUGACCAGUCCGGUCCCCUUGCUGCUGCCUCUGGCCUCUUCUGACAGCAUCUACCCUUCUCCCUCGGUACCUCUCCCCAGUCUCGCCCCCUCCCACACCACCCCCAGCUCGGCCACAGCCCCCUCAUCCUCUUCAUCCUCCUCUUCUUCCUCCGCUGCAUCAUCAGCGGGUAACAGCUUUGACUGUGGUGUGGCUCCUCAUUCAAGACUGACCUUCUCUCAGAGCAAGGAGCCUUCUGGACCUGUGACAAACGGUUUUAGUGGUGCGAGGACCUCUGCUGCUUUAGACACCACAUCGAGUUCCUCCACUCCAAAGCAAGAGUCUCCCUCUCUGGCCAGCAGCACAAGUGUUGCCCCAUCUGCCCCAUCCUCGCUGUUGCCCCCUUCUGUUACACCACACAAUUCUGCUCUGCCCAGCCUGGCUUCUGAGCUCUCCUCUGCCAGCUUACCUCCCCUCAGCAGUCAUGUGAGCAGUGGCCAUUCCGCUGUGUCGGCACUUUGCACCACAUCUUCACUUACAUAUACCAGUGUGGACAGCGUGAACUCUCUCGCCCCCUCAUCAAUGGUGUUUUCCUCGCCACCCGUGUCCGUUCUGCCUAGCAACAGUGUUAGCAGCUCAGUGAGUGGCAGCAAUAGUCUGCACGGGCCUGGAACUUUGGGUCACGGCACCAACGGUAGCGCACCUUCCGGUGUCAGGACUGCCCCGCUACUGUCUUCCUCCAGCGGUAAAGCUCCUCCUAAUCUCUCUCAGGGGGUUCCUCCACUGCUGCCUAACCAGUACAUCAUGGGACCCGGAGGUCUGCUGCCUGCCUAUCCGCAGAUAUAUGGCUAUGAAGACCUCCACAUGCUCCAGUCCAGACUACCAAUGGAUUACUAUGGAAUCACAUUCCCAGGGCCGACUGCUACGCUGUCUGGCAGAGAUGGGAGCCUCGCCAGCAACCCUUACUCAGGUGACGUCGCUAAGUUUGGCAGAGGUGAAUCCACCUCACCGGCGCCCUCUACCAGCCUGUCUGCUCACGCCCCACAGACGGCGCAGCCUCCUCAGGCUCAGAGCCAAGGACAGAACCAGCCCCAGCCGCAAGGCCACCACAACACACAACAACCCUUCUUAAACCCAGCCCUACCCCCUGGAUACAGCUACACAGGCCUUCCCUACUACCCCGGCGUGCCCAGUGCUUUCCAGUACGGCCCUACCAUGUUCGUUCCCCCUGCUUCGGCCAAGCAGCACGGCAUGGGACUGAGCAACCCAACAACGCCAUUCCAGCAGCCCAGCGGCUACGGACAACACGCCUUUAGCUCAGGGUAUGAUGACCUGACGCAAGGCCCAGCAGGAACUGAGUACAGCAAAGGUUACAGUAACUCUUCUCAAACACAGGCCAAAUCUGCUGCCUCCGGCCCAGGGAAAGUACUUUGUGUCCCAGGUGUCUCUGUGACAUCUAGCAAUUCUGGGGUGCCAGACAUCAGUGGAACUGUUUACAAUAAAACACAGAAUGUCUUUGUGCUUUUCCUGUAG
Messenger RNA from Puntigrus tetrazona (Sumatra barb), 3407 nucleotides. RefSeq names its product ubiquitin associated protein 2a (gene ubap2a). NCBI's taxonomy places the organism in Eukaryota, Metazoa, Chordata, Actinopteri, Cypriniformes, Cyprinidae. Gene Ontology annotation, cellular component: cytoplasm; nucleus. Gene Ontology annotation, molecular function: protein binding. The record is from RefSeq and is a predicted model, not a curated record. The transcript is spliced from 26 exons. Bases 162 to 3407 code for a protein of 1081 amino acids.